AUGAAAAAAUCUCCAAGUUACAAAGAAAAUUUGUGGCAUGGAAAAGAUUCACUGACUAGUAAAAGUAGCAGCGAGUCUCAAACAAUUCACUGGAUUCCAGAACUUUUUGGGCCAGUUUUUGAAACUGAAAAAAUUUCUUUGUGUCAGUCUUAUCGUGCUCAUCAAGGAAAAAUAAGAACACAAUUGAUAUCAACAUUCGUCCCAGACGAAAUAAUUUACAAAACAGAUCUCGCAAAAAAAAGUCUAGAGGAAUUUUUAGCUGUUAUUCUAUUUAUUGAAAUCUCGAACGUGAUUAAAUUGGAAGCUGAUGAAAUUUUGGCUGUAUGGAAAGUACCGAAAUUUCAGUUAGCAGCGGAAAUUGUGGAAGCAGUUAUAAAAUGUGGAUUAAAAUGCCAGAAAGGUGUGAAAAAUAUUUCAACUAUUUUACAAGUUAAAAUAAAAAUUACUAUUUCAACUGGAAACGUUGCAUUUUCAAUAAUUGGCAAUGAUAAUUUUAAAAAAUGGGUACUAGUAGGUCAACCGAUCAUUGAAGCUGAAUCAGCAGCAAAUAAUUGUAAUCCUGGUGAAGUUAUUAUAACCAAAAGCACUUGGCAAUAUGUCCUACCUAGUGAUUAUGAAUAUCUUUCCGUAGAUUCAGAUAAUGUUAAAAAAGUGUCAAUUUUAUCUAUAAAUCUUACUCCUGUAAAAAUUAAAACUCAAGAAAUAGUAAAUUUAAGCGACAAAUGCUUUCAUGCUCUCUACAAAUUGACAGAAAAAUAUCUUGGAAUUAUCAAAACAGUCAAGGUCUAUCCAAAAAGAAUAUUUUUUUCAGUGUACUUUGGUUUCUCACCAGAUAAACAUUUUCUUCAUGAAAAUAGUUUUAUUUGCGCUGAAAAGUAUCGGAUGAUCUUGAGCAAUAUUGAAGAUAUAGUUAAAUUAUCCAUGGGAAUUUCUACAGGAAUGGUAUUUUGUGGAGUGAUUGGUCACACAAUAAGACAAUCUUUUACCUGUACAGGUUUAUCGUGUGAAAAAUCUAAAAAAAUUGCUACUGUUGCUAACCAAUACAGUUUAGUUAGCAGAAAAAUUGAUAAAAUUUAUCCAAUUAUCGGAUGUUUUGAUAAAUUAGAAAAAUUAACUGAUAUCCUGGAUGAUAUUUGUGUUUCUAGUCGAAAUUACUGCGGAGUUCUUAUUGAAGGUUUUGACAGUGCUGGAAAAUCUAGACUGCUUGAUGAGUGCGUUCUAAUAGCAAAAUCCCGUCAAAUAUUAAUUUACACUGUUUCAUUGAAUUUUUUAAACAUCACAAGAGCUUACAAUACUAUUUAUUAUAUUUUAUUAGAAAUGUUCCAAAUCCACGAUUGUUACUCCGUCGAGGAGAGAAAGAAGAGCCUGAUAAAAAAAAUUGGAAACAUUAUCCCGUCAAGUAAAUUCUGCUACCUCAAUGUCCUUUUUAAUGUUGAUUUCACCCAUUCGUCAACUUUUCUGUCAGAAAAUGAAGAGCAGCAUAUUUCUAAAACCCUUAUUCUUUUUGAUAAACUAUUAGGAUCAGUCGAAAAACCCACGGGUAUUUUUAUUGACGAUAUCCAUUUUAUGGAUUUGGAAUCUUGGGCUUUUGUAACUCGGAUUAUGAAUUAUAAUAAUUUUUUUUUGGCAAUGACCAUUGACAAUUCUAAAUCAAUAUCUUCAAACCAUUACAAUGAUUCGAGACUUUUUAAAUUUACGCUCAAUGGAUUUAAUCCUAAAGAAAUGGGUAUUUUAAUUUGUCAGCUUCUCAAUGUUCAUGCAAUUUCUGAAAAAAUUGACAAAAUUUUAAACAAUGCAAAUUGGAUGAAUGCAGGUUGGUGCGAGGCUUUCAUAUCUCUAGUACUCGAAAGAAAGUGGUUUGAAUUUUAUUUUCGUGGUGGAAAAGUAAAUUUCCAAGACCUGAUUUCACCUCCACUUGUUUCUGUCAUUAAAGUGCCAUACGGUGUCUUCCCCGAAGAGAUAAAUCCUCAUCUUCCGCAAGAUAAAUUUCAUGUCUUAGAUAUUAAGUCUACAUCUAUAAACAGCCAGUUUAUCAGAGAUGACACUUAUCUUGACAUUGAAACUUUAUACAAAAAAUUGUUCCACAAACUCACAUCUUAUGAACAAAGUGUAUUAAGAUCAGCAGCUGUGCUCGGGGAUAUUUUUACGAGAGAAGCACUCGAGAAUGUAACACCAAAUUCAAUGGACUUUCACACAGCUAGAGCUAUAACACGAUUAAUGGAUCUCAGAAUACUCGAAUGCGCGUCCAUUCAGCGUUUCAAUUACAAUCUCUCGCCUUAUGUGAAAAGAAACACCUUUUCUGAUAUGCAUCAUCUUCUUCAUUGCUCUUGUUACCAAACCAAUGUAGCUGUCAGAGAUGAACAGUUACCCAGUUACGCUGGUUGCAAAUUACUUGAGUUCAAGGUAAAGGCCUUUCGUCGGUUUGUUUAUGAUCAAAUAUUGCCUAAUAAGAAAAGAGAACUACAUUCAAGAGCUGCCGAGAUUUAUGAACGACAAGCUAGAACUUGUAUUUCGUGUGGUGGUGGAUCUUUUUUAAAUGCUUUGGGUGUUGUACAAGGGAUUGGAACUGAUGCCAGAGCAUUAAGACCAUCUAUAGUUAGAAGAUCUUUGUCUAGAGAUGCCAUUUAUUUCAGUAAAUUCAAAUUUCGAAGACGUAGUUCAUCGACUGAAAGUCCUAAUCAAGAAGGAAUUCAUCAUCAGAAAAUUUCAAUUUUACCAACUCACUCUAAAGAUCAAGAUGAAUCUCAAUAUUCUUCAGACGAAUUAUCAACACCUUCUGACAAAAGAAAUUUAAAUAAAUCUGAGUUACUUUUGCUGAAGAAAAAUGAUCCUUCAAGACGAUCACAGUUGAAGAAAUUUAACCUGAUUGAUUUUAGAAAUUGCGAUUGUGAAAAUGUGUUGAAUGGAGUUUUCCAAGAACUUUUAUGGCAUCUUCAGCACACUGAUUGGUCAAACAAACUCGUGGAGUACAUGAUGGAGUAUAGCGCGGGGCUGAUUUUUAUUUGUAGAUACUGUGAAGCAUUUAACAUUCUAAUAAUCACCAAGGAGAUAAAUGAUAAAUUACCUCUCGAAAAGAGAUGGAAAAAUAAAUACAUCAUAUGGGGCUUGAUGGGCGAUGCUUCAGUAGCAUUAGGAAAUAUUUCAAAAGCAAAAAAGUAUUUCAAAGAGGCAAUAAGACUUCAAACUAAUGAUCAACAUUAUGAUAUACUCUGUGUGAGGCCCAAAAUUAUAUGCCGGGCUUGGCAUCGAAAAAUUAAUAGAAAAUUGAUAAACAGAUUCUAUAAAAACAGAUUUUCUGAAAAUGAAAUGUCAAGACGGCUGGUUAUUGCUUAUCAUCUUAUGAAACUAUCUAAAGUUUUGUUGGUAAUCUAUAUUAUUAAGAGAAUAAGAAAAAUAUUUUGUCUCCAGGACUAUCGAGAAAGUAAUCGCGCGGAAUUGAUAGCAAUUGACGCAUUUAAUAUCGGAUUUUCAAGCUCAGAAGGCUUUACUCAAAAAUGCGAGCUCUAUAUAAAAGCUUGUGAAAUUUUUCGAGCUUGCAAGUAUAAAAAUGCACUAGAAAUUGGGUCUAAAUUAUUUAAAAUAUCAAAAUCAUUACAUGUAACUGCCGUACAAUUAGAGAUUUUACCUUUAUUGAUCAAUUUGACAAUUCGUAUGAAGCGAAUAUAUGAAACUGCAGAUUUAAUGCAAGAAUUGUACCACCUGUCGAACCAAGAUAUUGACAAAUCCAGUAUUACUUGGUAUUAUGCAUUGUCAUUAGACCUAACGUUAGAUGCUGGCAUGGUUUUGGAAUCCUUUGAACAGUGUGCCGAGUAUGCAAAGGAAAUUAUCGCCAAUAAAAAUAGAUCCUGUGUUCUUCGCGAUCCGGAAAGCCUCAAGAGACUAUUAACUUGUCUCUGGAUAUGGCAACUUCGAUCAGGAACGACCGUGACGGCUACAUUUGCGCAAUGCUGUGCGUCGUAUGCAGUCAACAUAAAGCCUGACAAUUAUGCGCAAUUAUUAAAUCUUCUAAAGACUUUCGAAGUUUACUUUCUUGAGCUUCGACGCUGUAUCAACAUUAAGCGCUCUGACGAGCUUUCGGAACUUGUUCAAAACAUAAAAUUGAUUUUAAAAACUCUCGAGCAACAUUUAAAUAAUGCCGGGUUCAUAAAACCACGGUUUUACAUCUUGAAGGCAUACUUUAAAUUGGCUCACGGGGACAAGCAUUCAGCUAAGAGUCUGCUGAAAAAGGCGAGAAAGUAUGCAAGUUUUCAGGGUAAUGAAAUGUUGCUAGCUUGGAUUUUACUCAAUGAAAAGAUGUGGGAGAAGCUGCAGUUUAAUAAUACGUCCAGCUAUUGGAUGGAGAACGUGAGACAUGUUGACAGUUUUAAUUGGCGAGAUAUACACGACUUUGACGUGAAAGCAUGGUCUUCUAUUCUAUUCUUUAUUUCACCUCCUGACUCCUACGUCAAAGUAUAA
Cotesia congregata is the source of this 4455-nucleotide messenger RNA. The record is from the annotation of a GenBank genome assembly. Lineage: Eukaryota; Metazoa; Arthropoda; Insecta; Hymenoptera; Braconidae.